Antechinus flavipes (yellow-footed antechinus) is the source of this 5516-nucleotide messenger RNA. RefSeq names its product WW domain containing adaptor with coiled-coil (gene WAC). Lineage: Eukaryota; Metazoa; Chordata; Mammalia; Dasyuromorphia; Dasyuridae. Gene Ontology annotation, biological process: positive regulation of TORC1 signaling; regulation of autophagy. The coding region runs from base 53 to 1708 and encodes 551 amino acids. The transcript is spliced from 13 exons. Gene Ontology annotation, cellular component: nucleus. Gene Ontology annotation, molecular function: chromatin binding; RNA polymerase II complex binding. The record is from RefSeq and is a predicted model, not a curated record.
CCCGCGGCCCCUCUCCCCCCCUCCCCGACACACACACACAGGCCGGGCAUUGAUGGUAAUGUAUGCGAGGAAACAGCAGAGACUCAGUGAUGGCUGUCACGACCGGAGGGGGGACUCGCAGCCCUACCAGGCUCUUAAAUAUUCAUCAAAGAGUCACCCCAGUAGUGGCGAUCACCGACAUGAAAAGAUGCGAGACACCACAGAUCCUUCACCACCAAAUAAAAUGUUGCGACGAUCUGAUAGUCCUGAAAACAAAUAUAGUGACAGCACAGGUCACAGUAAAGCAAAAAGCGUGCAUACUCACAGAGUUAGAGAGAGAGAUGGUGGGACCAGUUACUCUCCACAAGAAAAUUCACAUAACCACAGUGCUCUUCAUAGUUCAAAUUCACAUUCUUCUAAUCCAAGCAAUAAUCCAAAUCCAAGCAAAACUUCAGACGCAUCUUAUGAUUCUGCAGAUGACUGGUCUGAACACAUCAGUUCUUCUGGGAAAAAGUACUACUACAACUGUCGAACAGAAGUUUCACAGUGGGAAAAACCAAAAGAGUGGCUUGAAAGAGAGCAGAGACAAAAAGAAGCAAGUAAAAUGGCAGUUAACAGCUUCCCAAAAGAUAGGGAUUACAGAAGAGAGGUGAUGCAAACCACAGCUACCAGUGGGUUUGCGGGUGGAAAAUCUGCAUCAGGAGAUAAAUCUGUAUCCCAUUCUUGCACAACUCCUUCCACAUCAUCUGCCUCUGGACUAAAUCCCACUUCUGCACCUCCAACAUCUGCUUCAACAGUUCCUGUUUCACCUGUUCCACAGUCACCAAUACCUCCAUUACUUCAGGACCCAAAUCUUCUUCGACAGCUGCUUCCUGCUUUGCAAGCCACCUUGCAACUUAAUAAUUCUAAUGUGGACAUAUCUAAAAUAAAUGAAGUUCUAACAGCAGCUGUGACACAGGCUUCUCUGCAGUCUAUACUCCAUAAGAUUCUUACUGCUGGACCAUCUGCUUUCAAUAUAACUUCUUUGAUUUCUCAAGCUGCACAGCUUUCUACACAAGCUCAGCCAUCUAAUCAGUCUCCCAUGUCUUUAACAUCUGAUGCCUCAUCCCCAAGGUCAUAUGUAUCCCCAAGGAUAAGCACGCCUCAAACUAACACAGUUCCUAUUAAACCUUUGAUAAAUACACCUCCUGUAUCGUCACAGCCAAAGGUUAGUACUCCAGGUGUUAAGCAAGGACCAGUCUCACAGUCUGCCUCUCAGCAGCCAGUAACUGCUGACAAGCAGCAAGGUCAUGAACCGGCCUCUCCUAGGAGUCUUCAGCGAUCAAGUAGUCAGAGAAGUCCAUCUCCUGGUCCAAAUCAUACUUCUAGUAGUAAUGCAUCUAAUGCAACAGUUGUACCACAGAAUUCAUCUACCCGACCUACAUGUUCAUUAACACCUACCCUAGCAGCACACUUCAAUGAAAAUCUUAUAAAACACGUUCAAGGAUGGCCUGCAGAUCAUGCAGAAAAGCAGGCAUCAAGAUUGCGGGAAGACGCUCAUAACAUGGGAAGUGUUCAUAUGUCAGAAAUUUGUACUGAAUUAAAAAACUUAAGAUCUUUAGUCCGAGUAUGUGAAAUUCAAGCAACUUUGCGUGAGCAAAGAAUGGAUAUUACUCCAAGGAAACAUGCAAAAAUUGUAGUUCUUAAAGAGCACACUUCAAUGACUGUUAGAUAUUGCAGCUGCUAUUGAUGUGGGGAAGUCAACAUUUAAAUGAUCAUUCAAGUCUACAAUGAAACAAGAUCAGUUACAUCAAAGCACAAAGGAAAAUGUCAUCAAAAACAAAGUACAAUGCCAAGAACUGACAAACUAUUGUUGAAAAACAGUUUGAUUAAUUCUCAGAAAACAUGCAAAGACCUUCAGAGAAGCAUGGCGACGGAAGGGCUUGUCAUUGAUAUCUUUACAGUACAUCAUAGGCUUCUUGAAGCUAGAAGAAUUAAUGAGAAGAUCAGUUUUUUUUUAAAUUACCAAUUUAUAUUUAUCAUUGUGGUGAAAGAAAAAAACAACAACCUCUUGUCAGAGGCAAGACAUAAAGACUAGAGAACCGAAGGUUGAAAAAAGAUUGAAAAUUUUUACUGAUGAAACUCACAAUUUCAUUCAAGCUUGUGCCAGAACUCUUUGUCAGAAGACAUCCAGAUAGUCUAUAAGAUCAGGGCAUCUUCAUCAGACUAUAAAAUAUCCACCUCCCAAAAAAGUUUUGGGGAUUUUUUCUUUCCAGUGCUCCUGGAAAUCUUGUUACUACCAUUGAGAGAAUGAUGAAGUCUGAUGUAUUCAUGUGUCGAGAAGCAGGAUUAUGAUAAUUUCCUAAUGGAGAUGGAAUAUUGCAACAUUGCAUUUCAUCAUGCUAAGAGAUGGAGAUAAACAAGCUUCAGUGGCCUGGGAACUUGCCUGAUUUAAACUCCAUUGAAAACUUAUGGGAUAAAUAUAAUCAAGGCUAGACUUGGAAAAAUGGAUUGUUCAUCAAAGGUAUGCUUAAUAUCCAAUGUGAUAAAAGUGUCGUUUCAUGAUGAAGAAUUAAGGAAUAUAUGUCAAAAUCUUUUGAAUCCCAUGCCCAGUCAUAUAAUUGAUUAUGGCAAGUUAGGAUAUAUUGCAUAUUACAUUCUUACAUUUAAAGUUGUAAAAAGUUGUAAGGUAUAUGUAUAAGCCAAUAAAUUCAAUUACUUUACUUUGUCCCUGCUAAUUUGUACAUUAUUGUACUGCUAUGCCACUAAGAAUAUUGCCUCUUUUAUUUUUAUGUGACUUAACACAAAAUAAACAUUUCAUUAAGCAUGUUGUCUGUCUUGCACAGCAACUUUAUGAAAUUUUUCAAGGUAAGUACAUGUUUUCAUUAUUGAACUAGGCAAUGUGAAUAAUGCUAUUUUAAACUUCCUGCCAAUUUUAGAGUGAGGAGAACCCAUGUAAUACUUUACUCCAUUUCUCAUGUGUAUACUUGACUAUAAGCUACAUUUAUAGAGAUUUGUUUAAGGUUGUAUUUGUAUUAGAAAACUUUGUAAAGUCCUUUUCAAAUGUAAAAUUUAAUGAUUCUGCAAUUAAGACCACUGUUCACACCGUUUUUGAACUUCAGGUUCCCAAAGAAUAUUAGGUAAUGUACAAUAAAGUUUUGUUCAUUGGAAAAAAAUGCUUAUAGUAAAACAAAAGCAGACUUUUUUUAAUUUGCUGUAUUCGUGUGUUGCUUUAAGUCAGUGAAACACUCUGGAGGAGUUCCAUUUCUUAUCAUGGAACACUGAAGAAGCAUAUUGCAGAAACACAUGUGCUAUUUAUGGUUAACUGAGGAAAGAAUGAGAUUUCAUCCUAAGUACGGAAUCUUCUGGCUAUGCAUUUUGGCAGAGAGUUUGACACUUGUGAAAUUAGUCCUAAUUUGCAUCACUAUGUCAUUUUCAUAAAAUAGGGACAGAAAUAAUGUUAGUUCUUAAUUUGUAGUAAUUAUAAUGUAAAACCUCAGUUAACUAGGAAUUUUUCAUUGAAGUUGCUAUACUCUUUUUCAGAUAGAACUAAAUUUCUGUUAAGGUUGUUUCAUUUGAUUUUUUAGAAAUGGAGUAUUUAGUAUUUAUUGCAUCAUUUCAGGGACUGAGGAAGAUUUACAAAGGACUUUUAUGUAACUUCUACCUUUAUUAAGCUUUGUUGAGAUAAGAUGUAUAGACAUGAAAUAAAUAACAAUACUGCCCAAUAAAUAACUGCCCAAAUGAGUGUUUACAGAUGAUAAAUGACACAGGAACUAAAAGGAGUUGGUCAGUAUGGGCCAGAUUUCCAAGGUGUGAUGGGAAUUUAGUUAUGGUACUGUUACGUCAUUAGGGACAUUCCCCCAUAUUUAUACGUAGGAUUUUUUUGGUCAGUGUCAUGUCUUCUCUUUUCCCUCUCCACAGCAGCCACAGAACUGUUCCCACCAGCCAAGGGAACAGGCAUGUAUGUCUUGUACCAUGUAGCCCAUCUGUAAAAAAAAUUGCAACCUUUGCACUGGAUUCUCAACCCUGAUAUCUAGGUGUACUUGCACUCCCAAGAAAAGGUGUUUGACGUUACAGGCGUCUCCAGGGACUAGACACUGGUGAACCAGGUGGUCUUCCUUGGGAAAGGGGCAGAAAAGAUUGUUGCUUUGUUGUUUUUUAUUUUUGUUGAUUUUAUUACUAUUAAAUUCUGUAUUGUUUCUCUCCUUUAUUCAUUGAACCAUUUGUUGUAAUAAAGAAUAAGAAAAAAAAAGAAGGAAAGUUGGUGAGCUGCUGUUUGGUUUCUUUUUUUUCUAGCUUUGCAAAGAGCCCCCCAAAAUUAAAACCACCUGCUAUUACCCCUGUCACCCUCAUCUCUUCCUCCUUCCAAAUGUGAAGAUAUGGGAUUUUUGGGAAGGAGUUUCAUCCUUCAGUUAGUUCUGUAUGGAUAAGAAAACAAAGGCAAUUCUACAUAAUUUAAAGUAUUGAAGUAAAUUAGGGAAGACUAUGGAUUAUAACCCAAGAAAAGACUCAGCCUCUAGGGCAUGACUCCUGAUUUUUGUGUCAUGGAUCCCUUUGUCAGUCUGAUUAAGUUUAUUGAUCUUUUGCGUAAUGUCUUUAAAUUAUUGAAAGAAAUGCAAAAAAAAAAAAAAAAAAAAGAAAUAGUAAAUUUCAAUUAGAGAUUAGUGAAAAUAGAGAGGGUUCCCUGAAAUCUAUCCAUGGGUCCAACAUGUCUCCUUUAGACUCAUACCUCUUAAUAAAAAGGAAUAGCUUUUUUUUUUUUUUUUUUUUUUUUUUUCCCUUAGAGAAAUUUAAAGCCAACCAAGGGAUUAAGGGAUUGUCAGGGGUACAUUUGCCCAUAGAAGGUUUGAGGUUUGGGGUUUGUGUGUGUGUGUGUGUGUGUGGUUUUUUUUUUUUUUUUUUGCCUUUUUAAAAGUCUUACCAUAGCAUAAGAUGCAACAAUAGUCUUUCUUUGCAGCUUUUUAUACUACACAAUGUAAUUGAAUUUCUGAAAACACAUGAUUUAUUGUAAAAAUAAUGAUUUCUUUAUAUUGACUUAUCUUGUAUUUAAGAUAGUUGAGGAGGCUAAUGAUUAUGUUAUUAUUAACUAUAACCCAUUCUUUGAGCAUCACAGUUUCAUAGUUGCUAAGAUAGCUUACUUUUACUGUUUCUAUAAUAACUCAAAAUGUUAUAAUAUGGCAAAUUGAUUUAUCUUAGAUUCUCAUGAUUCUGGUGUUUUGAAGUAUAUUGUUUUUUCCAUUAUAUUCUUAUAUUCUGUGGUAUUGCAGUAUAAUUCAUUUUUAAGAAAGCUGUUUGAUUAUCUUGGUACCAACUUUUGUCUUCAACAUAGGAAAAUGUUGUAUGGAACAUCUAUCAAAUUGUUUUUACACUUUAAAAAACUUAGAUCAGGCAACUAAUUACAUAAUUAUAGUUAAAUUUUGUUACCUUGUUAUAUUCUUUGGCUGGCAGAUUUUUUCUGAUGUUAGUGUAUGAAACAUGUAUAUUCACAGAUAAGUUUUAUUUAUAAUUCAAAGAUUAAAAGAUGUAGCUAAUUUGACUAAUGUUGUAUUUGGGAAAUA